AUGUUUGGAACUGACCCUAAAACUGGCCUAACAUCAAGUAUAUUGCCAAACACUAUAUUACUGCAAGAAAUACCAUCAACCGAAAAUAGAAAACGCAAACAAACAGAAGAACGACAAAAUGCAAGAGACAACUUAGAAAUACAAGCGAAAAAAAUGAAGAAUUUAUCAAAUGCUAAAUUUCCAGAAGCAAAAGAAGAUUCAACAGUUCAACUUAAAAUUCCUGAUGUUGAUAGAGGGAGGGGAGAUCCUCGAUCGGUAAUUGCUGUGGUUCUCAAAAUUACUGAAGACGGGUUCUAUCAACUUGGAUGUAAAAGUGGUAUUUUAAAACAGCUAUAUGCACGUUCCCAAUUUACUACGUGUUCAGAAAACCUUAUAUCAUUAAGCGAUAUACCUCAAGAUAAACAAAUUUCUCUACGAUCUGCAGCUACAGAACAAUCAAUUGGAAAUGGACAAGGUUUUUUUAAAUGUACUUGUAUCACUAAAUGCACCACUAAUCGAUGUAUAUGCCGUAAAAAUGGUGUUUUGUGCAAUUCAAAAUGUCACCAAAAUCAAUCGUGUACUAAUUUUGACAAAUAG
Messenger RNA from Macrosiphum euphorbiae (potato aphid), 576 nucleotides. Lineage: Eukaryota; Metazoa; Arthropoda; Insecta; Hemiptera; Aphididae. The record is from the annotation of a GenBank genome assembly.